UGCUGCUUUAUUAACUCGGCUUUAGUAUGUGGCUUUUGUUUUGUUGUGAAUCGGCGUAGGCGUGGCGUGUAGGUGUGUGGGAGGAGGAAUGAUUGAAUGAAUGGAUGGAUGGAUGAACAUGCGUUUUCCAUGGAUAUGUUUACAUAUGUAUGAGUCCCAGUGUGUGAGAGAGAGAGAGAGAGAGAGAGAGAGAGAGAGAGAGAGAGAGAGAGAGAGAGAGACAGAGAGAGAGAGAGAGUGUGUGUGUCUGUGUGUGUGUGUGUGUUCACAUAAAUAUGUAUAUGUAUAUAUGUGCACUUGUACAUGCGUGCAUGGUGUUGAUAAACACGAGUCAUAUGUCACUAUCACCCGUAACACCUGCUGGUGUUUCACCAAGCCAACGAUAAUUCUAUCUUUUUAUCAAACAUUCUACCGGUGCAAUACGUCAAGGGUCCUAUUUAUCCAUGAAUAAAGAGGGUGAAAUGGAGUCGGUUUAAAAUGGAACAGCUAUAGACAAAUAUUGUUGUCAUUUAAAGAGACUGUUCUGUGUUUUCAGCCGCUGUAAGAUGUUUCACACUAACUGAGCCUUUUUAGCGACUAAAAUGACAUAUUACAUACAUUUCUUAAUUCACAAUACCAGUGUCUAUAUAUCCAAAACGUUUGCGGUCUACUUCUUCAAUGUUUGUAGCAGUCACUAUUAAUUAUACUUCGUAAUAUAUGGUACGAGAUUAUUGUACUGUAAUAUCCGGUUUGAGCUACUACAAACAAGACAAGAAAAACAUUGUCUAUACAGAUAACGAUAUUCUAAACUGGAAAGUAUUUUAAAUAAGUCAUUUUAGUCAUCAAAAACGAUAAAUAAAUUUAACAUGUUACAAAAGCAGCAAACUGAUGACAGUCCAUUUAAACAUAUAAACACGCGCGCUCACACACGCACACGCAUAUACAUACACACACACGCACAUACACACGCGCGCGCGCGCGCACACACAUAUAUACACACACACACAUACAUACACACACACGCGCGCGCCACACACACACACACACACACACACACACACACACUCGUUUUAUGAAUAAUACCUCAUCAUGAUACUGUCCAAAUGAGAACGGCAAGUUCUAACCAGAGAUAUCGUGCAUUGUUGUAAGUGGAAAAAGGACUUUUAGAAACCAAGGUACACCCAUAAUAGAUUUCCAGAUAACAACAGCGGUGUGGUGCUCUUUUGUAUGAAACAAUUCCAAACCGUUCGCUCAUUCGGUCGUUACUAGCAAAACGGAUAUUAAAAACGAAGUAUUACUCCUUUCACCGCCCCUUAACCAGGCCCUACAAGGCCCCACGCCACCAAGGGAAUGAUAAAACAUUUCGCUUUUGUCAGAUUGCCUUUGUCAUUGUAUUAGCUUGAAAUCGAUGUCGCCUUGUGAAAAUAGUAGGAGCAACUUUCUUCAUACACAAUCAAGGAUGAAUGAUGAAGAAAUAGAAAAAAUCUAGGUUUGAACCCGUUUUCGUAGAUAAUAAUAAAGUUAAAAGUUCUACAAUUAUCUGAAUCUUUCAAACGACACUCUGGCGCUAAAAUCAUGCGAAAGAUACAGAGAUUUGCCUAACCAAGACAACACCAGUGUCCGACAUUAAUUGUCCAAAUUAACAAAUGUUUGACAUCCAAUAGGCGAUUAUUAAUAAAUCAAUGUGGUCUAUUGGUGUCGUUAAACAAAACAAACUCGUUCCUUCAGGUCUUGCAGUUGGCGUCUGAUGGAACACCGGUGUUGGCGCUGACGACAUCGGGUUUUCUCAUCGAGCUCGUCAUGCCAUACCAGGACGGAAGUUACAGCAGUGCCGCAGAUUUCCUCACCUCGCCGGAAGGAAUUGCAGUUAUCGUUCUUGUUAUCGUGGCGAUAAUUGUCAUAAUCAUCUUCACUGUGAUUUGCUGUCUGUUGUGCAAGAAGAAAAAGAAAAUGAAACAACACAUCACAACAGCUCCCAAGCAGGAAAAGCAAAGCAGUCUUUCGUUCAAGAAAUUUGAGAACACGACAUCCCCGGGAAUUUCGCUGAUUUCUAAUGUACCGCCAACGUCCACGACUCUUCCUCCCAUCACGCCACUAAAAGAACACGAAACAUCGGCUCGUUCGCCUCCUCCCCCGUACCACAUCAGCACAUACCUGUCCCUGGCAGCACCAAAACCAAAGGAAGUGAAAACGGCUGGAACCACAUCUUCUUCUGCAGCAGCACCGGUCAUCAAGUCAAAGCAAACGCUAGGAAAAGUAGCCACGAAGAAAACUCUUUCUGCUACCAAAUCGAAACACGCUCCUGAGCCUCCAGAGAAAGCUGAGAAAAUCUCACUGGACGACAUGAGCAUCGAUGAUAUUGACGAAGUCUCUGAACCGCUGCCAGAGAGCCAGCGCGCCAGGAAAAGUAGGUCGGGGUCUCUCUUCACGAACGAACCGCUCAUCAUCGAAGGGAAGACGUUUGAUGGCGUUGGAUUCAAUGAAGACACCAAAUGGAGGUACGUCUACAACACAAAAACCGGAAAUGCGCAGUGGAUAACCACGUCUGAUCUAAACAGUCUCGUCAACGACGGCAGCACCGAUGACGUCUUCAAGACGCCGUCCCUCAAACAGCCCGGCGGUUUUGGGGUUAGGCUGCCUGCUGUAACAUCUUUCAGGGCGGAGACACGGGACAGUGGAUUUACAUCUGCUUGAACCCCAGACGAUAAUUAUAUGAACAUCACAUGUACACACACACACACACACACACACACACACACACCACACACACAACCAAAAUACAGAAAUUAUUAUAUAGACAACAAAGACCAUAGCGAUUAUGCAGCAUAGGUUACAUAAACCCACCUGUACCCACAAGAAAAUAAUUAUAAAACAUUUUGGGACAAUUGUCAGCUAUUAAUAGGCCUAGAUCUCCGUUUUGUACUAGAUUUAAGGCAAUGAAGCGUUAUAUUACAAUGAAUAUGUCCACACCAGGUAAACAAUUAAAAUAAUGAUACAUGUAUAGGCUAUACCAGUAGUAUAGAAAUAUAUCCACAUCUAUAAAUCAUCUCUUUUGAUCCAGUAACAUUACAAUUCAUAUCUACCCAUUUGUUUUCUUCUAAUAAGCUGUAUGAUAUCCAUCAUAUAAAAUGAAAUUUUAUUUAACGAUGCACUCUAACACAUUUUUUUAUUUACGGUUAUAUGGCGUCGGGCAUAUG
This is a messenger RNA of Gigantopelta aegis, 3176 nucleotides long. RefSeq lists its product as uncharacterized. The transcript is spliced from 7 exons. Bases 1780 to 2673 code for a protein of 297 amino acids. The record is from RefSeq and is a predicted model, not a curated record. Lineage: Eukaryota; Metazoa; Mollusca; Gastropoda; Neomphalida; Peltospiridae.